AAUAGUAUUUCGUCAAUAAAGUGAGGGGUUGCCCUCCAUUACACGCCUGGUUGGGAUAACAAGGGAGCUAUGUUAAUUAGUGUUAUCCCCUCCCCCCACGGGACAUUUCCAAGUAGCUCCUGACCCGUUUUCCAAACAGAGACGAGUUGUCAGACGGUCCCUAAAAAAGAAAACAGUCUAUUGUUCCAGCACCCGCUCCUGCUCUGGACGGUGCAGUGCCGCGUUUGGCCGCAGAGGGCGCUGCACGCAUGGCAGGCCGGGCUCCGCGGCCUUCACAUCUUUUUGUCUGAGAACUGGAUCCCUCUGCCGCUCUACAGUGUGUGCGAUAGCCUCGGAGCUGCGUCCGUAACACACUGUCAAACCACUCCAAACGAAUACAACCGCGACCAAAAGCAUUUAUUCUCCACAUUCUGCCAUGGCGUUUCUAAUCUGCCGGUGAAUCGGUCGUAUUUCUGACUGUUCGUUGGAACUUAGUCCGGGGUUGAAUCGGGCUUGCUUUCUGUGUGCAUCAGUCUUUAUUAGCGAGCUGCCGCUCUUCUUGCUAUCAGCUAUUUCUUUAACUUUUUAAACACUCAGCUUCGCGAAUGACUGAGCGCCGGCGGAGUAUGGGAUCCUUGGUGUCUUAAGAAGCGACUGAAGUGGGGUUUAACCGUUUUUGCAUGCAAAAACAAUGGCAAAUUCGACGGGGAAAAAUCUACUAGAUCAGCGAAGGAAAGGACAGGCUUUCCUGGACGAGCUGCGGCAAUUUCACCAAAGCAGAGGAUCGCCGUUCAAGAAGAUUCCUUUCGUGGGUGGGAAAGAGCUGGAUCUGAAUGCUCUCUAUAUCAGAGUCGUCUCUUUAGGUGGAUUUGCUAAGGUCUCUGACAAAAACCAGUGGAUUGAACUCGGAGAAGAGUUUAACUUUCCGAGGAGUUGUUCCAACGCUGCAUUUGCUUUAAAACAGUACUACCUUCGAUACUUGGAGAAGUAUGAGAAAGUCCACCACUUCGGCGAGGAUGAUGAAGAAGCGCAGCCGGGGAAUCCCAAAGCCUCUCUUCCAAUCGGUGCAAUUCCCGGCUCUUAUAACUACCAGCAACACAUUGUAUCAGACUAUCUCCGCCAAAGCUAUGGACUGUCUACGGAUUUCAUUCCGCCGUGCGACUACAACAAACUGGUGCUGUCUCUCCUUUCGGGCCUACCCAACGAAGUGGACUUUGCUGUUAACGUUUGCACUCUGCUUUCCAACGAGAGCAAGCAUGCCAUGCAGCUGGACAAGGACCCCAAACUGGUCACGUUGCUGCUGGCCCAUGCCGGUGUCUUCGACGACUCGCUAGGCAGCUUCUCCGGGGUAUUUGGGACGGACUGGAAGGAGAAAACCUCCCGGGACUUUGUCAGGUUCUGGAAAGAGGUGGUGGAGGACACCGAAGUCAGGGAGCUGAUCUGGGACAAGAGCAGCGCAGCACAAGCAGAUGGUACGUCGUGUGAGGAGCGCUGGCACAGCCUCUUCCACCCGCCACGGAACCCGGGUAUCAGUGACAUGGAGGCUCAGCGGGUGCUGCAGAUUGCCGUUAUCCUGCGAAACCUCUCCUUCGAGGAGGCCAACGUCAAGCUGCUGGCGGCCAACCGAACGUGCCUGCGCUUCCUUUUGCUCUGUGCCCACUGUAACCUCAUCUCACUCCGACAGCUUGGACUCGACACGUUGGGCAACGUGGCUGCCGAGCUGCAGCUGGAUCCGGUUGACUUUCGGACAACUCAUCUGAUCUUUCACACCAUCACCAAAUGCUUGAUGUCCAGGGACAGGUUUCUCAAAAUGAGAGCCAUGGAGAUCCUUGGCAACCUCAGCAAAGCAGAGGACAACAGUGUGCUGAUCUGCGAGUAUGUGGACCAGGACUCUUACAGGGAGGUAACCAUGCUCCUCACGCUGCCUGACCUCAUGCUCCUCAUGGCCUCUUUGGAGGUGCUGUACCUGCUGGCCCAGCUCGGAGAGAUUCCCUGCAGCAAGAUCGCCUCCGUCGACCACAGCAUAGACCUGUUAGUGCGGUUAGUUUCGGUUGACCUUCAUACGUUUGGACCCGAUGCCCUAACAGCAGUGCGGUUGAUCGAGCAUCAGGCCAGUGCCGAUCAGGCGGCCGAGGUUCGACCACAGCUGGUAGAGCAGGUUCCUGCAGCCGUGCAGGGGGCACCAGCACCCGUAACGAGGGUUCCUGUUCAAUCCACUCAACCACCACCUGGUAUUGUUGAACUAGAUGGGGAGAAAUUUACACUGCAGUGGCUAAACGCACACUUCGAGACAAACCCUGAGGGAUCUGUGUCUCGAUCCGAAAUGUACUCCGAGUACCUGGCCACGUGCAGUAAAAUGGGACGAAGCAACAUCUUGAACUCCACCGGCUUCCUCAAAUGUCUGCGGACUGUGUUUCCCAACCACACGAUGCGGCGGCAAGAGGAACCCAAGGCCAACGGUCAGGUUCAGAUUCUCCUGGUAGGGCUAAGGCGGCGGUCAAUCCCCCUGCCCAUCCAGCUGUACUACCAGCAGCCUCAGCAGCAGCAACAACAACAACAACAGCAGCAGAGUCCGGCAGCAGCUCCUCCACCUCCAGCAGCACGACACGAAGCUCCUGGAGACUCUCAGGCCCCGCCUCCAGGUUUACCUCCCGGGCAACUCAGUCUUGGACCCCCGUUUGUCCGGGCCCUGGGCCCCAGCCUCAGCACCGCUGGUGCCGCCCCAUCCAUGGCCUUGACUACACAGGAACCUCCCCAUGCAAGCCACCCGUCUGUUUCCCGUCACCCGGUACCCCCACAGGUGCCUCUGCAGUUACCACCAAAUUCUCUGGCAACAGUGCAGCAGGCUCGACCCGGUCCAGUGGUCCAGAUUCCGACGUCUGCACCGGCCAACCAGAACCACAGCCCCCAGAACCCUGCAGCUCAGCAACACUCUCCGAUGCUCCCCACGGGGACACCCGUCACGCUUAUUCAACAGGUACCACAGGGCCACAUCCUUACCGCCAGGGUACAAGGCGUGUGCCCUCCGAUCACCCAGCACCCACCCCUGCCUCAAACUCCUCCCCAGGUGGAGCCUCCGUGUAUUGCUGCAGCAUCGACACCCUCUCCCAUCCAGGUGGCGGGGGGUCAGACUUUGAGUAUCGCAGGCGUGCCCAAUUCGCAGGGCUCACGCGUCACAUUUCAGAACAUCGCCCCCAAACCAGCGCCAAACCAGUCAGGUGGACCAGCAGCCACGAUAGCCACUCCCAACCAGCAGCCUCAGCCUCAACAGCAGGCGCAGAGUGUCGUAAUAGUCAGUCCCAACCCUCAGCAGAACCCAGCUUACUCCCCUGCCAUACACCAGAUCGUUCUUGCCAACCCCUCUGCCAUUCCCGGUGCCCAGACUAUCCAGAUAGCAGGGCAGCCUGGAGCUGCUUCCAGCCCCUGCCCGCCUCCAGCUUCCCACUCCAACACCCAGGUCCAGUCCAGUCAAACUGUCAGCCACGCACUGUCCAUGAAACGGCAUCAACAGCAGCAACACCAACAGCAACAGCAACCACCACUCCAAAUAAUUUCCCAAACUCCCCCCUCUCAGCCUACCUCCACUGAGUCCAGCUUGAUCAAACAGCUACUGCUUCCAAAGCGAGGGCCUUCUACACCGGGAGGAAAGCUAAUCCUGCCCGCCCCACAGGUGCCCCUUCCCAACAACACAUUAGCCCCUAGUCCACAGCUCAUCUACCAGACAAGCUACAGCACCCAGAAUCCCUCUCCUCAGCCUCAGCAGCUCAAUGUCCAGCUGGUUCCUGGUCAGCUUCCUCCUGCAGGAGCUCCAGCCCUCCAAACAGUCCAGCUCUUGCCAGGCCAGCUAAUUUCCACAAGUAGCCCCGGGGCAGCUACAAUCAUCCAGACCCCCGCGGCAGCUGGACAAGUCACAUUCACCGUGGUCCCCAACACUGGUUUCACCACCUCUGCUGCUGUUGCCGCUGUCAGCCAGGGUGUGGUGGCUCCAGGAGUCCCCCCUCCUCCAUUCUCUACUGGAACGGUGCCCCACCAUGCUCCAGCAGCUCCUCCACCACCACCGCCGCCGCCACCACCACCACUGCCAGCUCCCCUCAGAGGAGACAAGAUAAUUUGUCAAAAGGAGGAGGAGGCGAAGGACGCCACAGGGCUGCACAUCCACGAGAGAAAGAUAGAGGUCAUGGAGAACUCUUCUUUGGCAGAAGGAGAUAACGCAAACGGCAAAACCAGUAACGGAGAUGUUGGGGCAGGUGCCAAGCUGCUAAAUGGUCGGAAGUGCAUGGAGUCUAAUCUACCUCCAUACCACUCAGGGAACAGCCAGGGGGCGCUCAAUGGCCCGGCUACGGAGAGUCACCCUGCUAAUGGGAAGCAGGCCCUCUCCCCUGGCCUGAACACCCCCCUGGAGGGCAAUCCCGACCCCAAAAAGACACUAGUCAACGGCGUGUGUGACUUUGAUCGGGUUGAGAGUGGUGGCAACUUUAACAAAAACAUUCCAAAUCACAUAGCUUCCAAACAGUACUUGGGGAACGGGGAGGUGGGCCCCACUGAGAAGAGUCACGGGUCGGACACCCCUCUCCAUAGUCCUCCCCCCCAGCAGGACACUGCCAAAGCCCAGCAGGCUGAGCGCCUGGCCAACGGACCCCAGGCAGUAGGCAACAGGCCUCCCUCGGAAUUAACCAAUGGACCUUUGGGGCCGGGCCACGCUGUGCCUGUGCUAAGACAGCAACUGCACCCCAAUUCCACCCUCCCCUCCACUGUUUCUCUUACCUCCCAGAGUCUCGCUGCCCCUCCUGCAAACGGAGUGGCCUCUGAGGCUCGAGGUCUCAAGAGACCGGCCGAGAACGAGGACCGCAGCGCAGCGGGGCUGUCCUCGGGGAUCCCCAACAAAGUGGGAGUGCGGAUCAUCACCAUCAGUGACCCCAACAACGCCGGCAGCAGCGCCACCAUGGUGGCGGUGCCAGCAGGAACAGACCCAAGCACAGUAGCCAAAGUAGCAAUAGAGAACGCCACUCAGCAGAGGAACUGCUCACCCACACAGGCAGCUGGCUUAAUGCCUACAGUUACCCCGUCCCCGCCCCCCGCAUCCCAGCCUGCACCAGCGGGUAACCACAGCCCUCACCUCCCGGCACAGCAAACCCCCGCAGCACCACCAGAGCAAAGCAGGAAAGCAGGGCAGAACUUCAAGUGUCUGUGGCAGUCCUGUAAACGGUGGUUUGAAACGCCAUCUCAGGUGUUUUACCACGCAGCAACGCAACAUGGUGGGAAAGGUGUGUAUGGAGGCCAUUGUCAAUGGGAGGGAUGUGAACCCUUCCCCCGGCAGAGACUGUCCUUCAUCACACAUCUACAGGAUAAGCACUGUUCUCGAGAAGCUUUGCUGGCUGGACUCAAACUAGAGGAGCAGCAGGCGCAAAGUCCCAAUCAGACUUCUUCCCAGACUCCGCCAGCGGCAGGCAGUACUCCAGCCCCGCGAGCACCGAAAGCAAUCGUGAAUCAUCCGAGCGCAGCUCUCAUGGCCCUCCGCAGAGGCUCUCGAAACCUGGUCUUUAGGGACUUCACUGAUGAGAAGGAGGGACCAGUGACCAAACACAUACGACUAACUGCUGCCUUAACGUUAAAGAACAUCGCCAAGCACUCUGACUGUGGUCGCAUGUUGGUAAAGAGGCAUGAGACGCACCUCUCUGUGCUCGCGCUAAGUAACAUGGAGGUUUCCACCACGCUCGCCAAAUGCCUUUAUGAACUGACGCGCUCGCUCCAGGCUUAACGCCAAAAGGACAAACCUCUAUAAAAAUAAAAAAACCUCUCUCUCACCCCACCACCUCCAUCCCUCUCCUGAGACGAGAGGAGGAAGCCACCGGUGAGCCGUAGCGGGUCCGCAGGGAGAAGCAGAGAGCGUUUAAACCAGACCAGAGACCCUCCUUCUGCCACGCCUGGUACCUCUCAUCCCCCUCACCAACCUUCCUCACCAACCUGUGUUCAAAUCUCCUGCCCUCCCCCCAACCCACAAACAAACACACACGCAUAAAAAAAAAAAAAAAAAA
Molecule: messenger RNA, 6014 nt
Organism: Larimichthys crocea (large yellow croaker)
Lineage: Eukaryota; Metazoa; Chordata; Actinopteri; Sciaenidae
Gene: arid2
Product: AT-rich interactive domain 2
Exons: 21
Coding region: 671-5737 (1688 amino acids)
Biological process (GO): regulation of DNA-templated transcription
Cellular component (GO): SWI/SNF superfamily-type complex
Molecular function (GO): DNA binding
Source: RefSeq, a predicted model, not a curated record